UUUCCUGGUGGUCAGUCAAUAUGUUUAAUGGAUAGUUGAUGUUCGUUCUGCAGUGUAAAGUUAGUAUUAUAUAGGAUUUUUUUGCUGUAACUUCACUUACACACCAUGUCAGCUGCAAGUCAACAUAUAAAACCAUUCCUCAAAACCUUAUUCCGCAGAACUCUGAUGAAUCGCUUCCACUGGAAGUCUUCAAAAUAUCGAUAUUGUAGUAAUGCUGGUGUUGAAAAAUUAAAAUGGAGUUAUGUACAUGGUAAUGAUAGUCAACCGUUACUAGGAAUCACCAUUGGUAAAGCUUUACAAAAUACAGUGGAAAGAAAUCCAACUAAAGAGGCUGUAGUUUUCUAUGAUGAUGGAAUACGAAAGACAAAUGAACAGCUUUUUGAAGAGGUUGAUCAAUUUGCUGCGGGACUGGCUAACAUUGGACUAAAGAGAGGUGACAGAAUAGGAAUAUGGGGACCAAACAGAUAUGAAUGGAUAAUAACUCAGUAUGCAUCUGCAAGACUUGGUCUAAUUCUGGUUAAUAUUAAUCCUCAAUAUAAACAGAAUGAAUUGGAAUAUGCAUUGAGAAAGGUUGGAUGUAAAGCUUUAGUAUCAGCCAUUAGUCAUCAGAAUCAGGAUUAUUAUGAAAUGUUGUUCAACAUUAUACCAGAACUAGCAGCUGACCACCCAAAUGAUAUCAAAAGUCAUUUAUUACCAGAAUUUAAAACACUUAUAAUGAUGGGUGAAUCCAAAUAUAGAGGGGCGUUACGGUUUAGUGAAAUCAGUGAAGCUGGUGGAAAUAAAGAAAGAGAUUAUAUUCUAGAUCUACAAAAUAAACUCCAAUUUGAUGACCCAAUCAACAUUCAGUUUACAUCAGGAACUACUGGUUCACCAAAAGGAGUAACACUUUCUCAUCAUAAUAUUACCAAUAAUUCUCAUACUGUAGGUGUAAGAUUAGAUUAUCAUCAAAGGGAAUCCCGAAUAUGUUGUCCUGUUCCACUAUAUCAUUGUUUUGGCAUGGUAUUAGGCAGUUUAUCACUAUGUAUGCAUGGCGCUUGUGUUGUUUUUCCUGCGGCCAGUUUUAAACCAGAGUUAACUCUACAAGCUGUACAAGAUGAAAAAUGUACAUCAUUAUAUGGAGUGCCUACUAUGUUUAUAGAUAUGCUCAAUCAUCCCGACUUUCACAAUUAUAACUUCUCUAGCUUAUAUACUGGUGUCAUGGCCGGUUCUCCUUGCCCUAUAGAGGUCAUGAAAGCAGUCAACACAAAGAUGAAUAUGCCAGAAGUCAUUGUUUGCUAUGGUUUAACUGAAACAAGCCCAGUUACUUUUAGUUCGUUUCGAGAUAGCCCAAUAGAGAAGAGAGUAUCAACUAUUGGAUUACCUGGCAGCCAUGUUGAGGCUAAAGUUAUCAAUGAAAAUGGUGAUAUUGUUAAAACCGGUGUAUCUGGUGAACUAUGUACUAGAGGUUAUACAACAAUGUUAUGUUAUUGGGAAGAUCCUGAUAAAACAGCUGAAGUUGUUUCUCAAUCUCGCUGGUUUCGUACAGGAGAUAUAGCAGUAAUAGAUGAUGAAGGUUAUUGUAAAAUAGUAGGUAGAAUUAAAGAUAUGAUUAUAAGAGGUGGUGAAAAUGUCUACCCUACAGAAAUAGAACAAAUUCUUUAUCAACAUCCUAAAGUUAAAGAUGUUCAAGUGGUUGGUGUACCUGAUCAAAGACUAGGCGAGGAAAUUUGUGCUUGUAUAGAAUUAAAAUCAGGAGUUACUUCAACCGCUGACGAAAUUAUUCAAUAUUGUCGACAAAAGCUGGCUAGAUUCAAAGUUCCAAAAUAUGUUGAAUUUGUUGACCAUUAUCCAUUGACUGUUACGGGCAAAGUGAUGAAAUUCAAAAUCCGAGAGGAUAUGGUCCAAAAAUUAGGACUGCAACAUAUUCACCCCCAUUGAUUCAAUCAGCAAUUAUUGUAUUUAGUGUAUUUAAGCAUGUGUUUGGGUGUAGUUGGCACUCUAAAAAUGUACAUAUUAUUGUUUUUAUACGCCCACACUUAAAUGUGGUCGUAUAUUGUUGUCGCCAUUUCCGUCCUUCGGUUCGCUAAAGUUAAAAGUUAAAGUCUAUAGGCUAAAGUUAAUAUCCGAUUGACUUUAAAUUUAUACACAGUGUUUAAGGUCAUGAGACGAAGAAGCCUAUUGAUUUUCAACGAUUUUCGAUAAUUACUGCCAGAGUUAUGGCCCUUGAUCACUUCAAAAAAUCUUGUGGACGCUCUAGAGGCUAAAGUUAUCAUCCGAUUGACUUCAGAUUGAUACACAGAGUUUAAGGUCUUGAGACGAGCAAGUAUAUUGAUUUUCAAUGAAUCUUUAUGACUUGAACAGCUAAAUCCAUGAUGUUAAAAGUUUCGUAUACUAAACGUUAGCAUGGGACAGUACUUUAUAAAAACCAAACAAAUUCUAAUGGUUUUCUGAUAAUAACUUAAUGAGUUGUUACUCUUAAUCAGAUUUUAAUGUAUUAUAAAUGUUUCAUUACCGAAAAAAGUAAAACUAUGCGACAACUCUUGUUGACUGCCUGGACGAUAUAGCUGCUGUGGGUGUAUGUUUCGUUGCCUGGCAACCUAUCUUUUCGACUAUUAAAAUAAAUCAUUGGUGAAUUAGAAGUAAUGGGUAGUUGAAAAUCUAAUUUAAAUAACUGCUCACAGAGAGUAAUAAUACAAACAUAGAAAUCUGAUCCAAGUGUAUCAUGUAUGUAUAUGUUGAAAUAUUAUAGUGAUUUAAUUUUUUAUACGUCCACAUUUUCAUAUGGAUGUAUAUUGUCGUCACACUUUUCUGUCUGUCCGUCCGUCUUUUCUCUCAGUUCACAUUUUAUUUGUAGACACAAAUUUUAUCCGAUAUUGACAGAACUUGAAAUAUAGGUUUAUAUUCUUUUUGUCCCCUAUCUUUCGAAGAAAGCAGGGGACUAUUAAAAUGGGUUCGUCCGUCUGUCUGUCUGUCUGUCUGUCCGUCACACUUUUUGGGACACAAUAACUCUAAUUGAGCUAGAAUGUUCAAACUUGGUGUAGGUGUUUAUUAGGUCAAUACCUUGAUGGAGUUCGAAGAUAAGCAAUUUGAUUGGUUGAUGCUUUGGGACACGAGUGAGAGUGAUGAAACUUGGUGUAUAGUUUCAUUACAUCAAUACCUUGACUAAGUUCGAUAAUGAGCAUUUUCUGCUCAGGGUAAACAGAGCGAUAAGCAAUUUGAUUGGCCAGGAUUUUGGAACACAAUAACUCUCCUUCUAAUUGAGGUAGAAUGUUCAAACUUGGUGUAGGCAUUCAUUAGGUGAAUCCCUUGAUGGAAUUCGAUGAUGAACAUUGUCUGCUUACAGUAGGCAGAGAUAAGCAAUCUGAUUGGUUGAUGCCUUAGGGGCACGAUAACUUUGGUUGUAAUGAAGUGAGAGCGAUGAAACUCUGAAUAUAGAUUCAUUAUAUCAUUACCUUGACUAAGUUCGAUUGUGCGAUAAGCAAUUUGAUUGGUCAAAACUUUGGAGGUAGAAUGUUUAAACCUGAUGUAGAUGUUCAUUAGGUAAAUGUCUUGACUGAUUUCAAUGAUUAACAUUUCAAGCUAAAGCUAAGCAGAGCUAAUCAAUUUCAUUGGUCAAUGCUUUGGGACAAGAUAAUCUUGAUUCUAUAUGAUAGAGAAUGAUGAAACUUAGUGUGUAGUUUGAUUGCUCGAUACUUUUGAAAAAAAUAAAUGUGCAAUUAAUUAUUAUGUGUCAUCUAUUUAUUUUGGGAUUUUGGCGAGGGACAUCAGCCUCACUGUUGGCUUGUUGAUAUUUGAAUGUAUCGAACCUCUAAUUAUGGCCCCUGAUUGUACGAAACAUCAUGUUUUUAGCUUGUGGAACCUCUCCAGGUCACAAUUUUUAUUAGCCCCACCUUACCCUAUUAUGAUGAAACUUAAAAUGUUUAUAACCCACAUAUCUCAGUUCCUUUUGAUAUUUUGCACAUCUCAAACUGAAACUAACUGGAUUAUGGCCCCUGAUUUUAUGAAAAAUUGUGUUUGUGGACUGCUAUUGAAUUUAAAAUAAAGAUCAAAUAUAUCACCAUUUGCACGAUAUAUAAUGACGGCUGAGUCCGAAAAAACAUUUUUAGCUUGUGGGACAAUCUAGAGGUCACAAUUUUUAUCCAAUUUUGAUGAAAUUUAAAAUUUAUGUUUAUACCCCAACGGUCUUGGUUCCUUUCGAUAUUUGCGCAUAUUGGACUGUAACUUCCUGGCCCCUGAUUGUACAAAAAAUCAAGUUUUUAGCUUGGAGUCCACCUAGAGGUCACAAUUUUUAUUCGAUUUAAAAAAAAAAUUUCAUUAUAUCACCUUUACACUAUAAUGACAGUUGAGUUCGAAUUUUGUGAAAUGACUGCUCCAGGUACACAAAUAGUGUAAAGGUAUAUUAUACCAAAGUUGUGGACCCUCCAGAUGUCACAAUUUUUAUCUGAUUUUAAUGAAACUUAAAAUAUAAUGUAUGUUUAUAUUCUAAAGAUACUUGCUCAUAUUGGACUGGAACUUCCUGGAUUAUGGAUUCAGAUUGCACGAAAAAUGUUUUUCGUUAGCUUGUUCUCUAUCCAUCUUUUGCAAAGUGUGAGCAUAUCUUGUAUGGCAACCACUUGUUAAUUAUAUAUCACAUAACAACUCUGCUAUUAACUGAGGUAAAAUAUUUAAACUUUGUUCCAACCUCAUGGGUUUUCUCCUGGUCCCCCGGUUUCCUCCCACUGCUAAAGAACCCUACGUGGAAGCGAAUUAUUGAAAUAAAAUUAAACCAUAUGUUAGUUCUGAAAUGACCUAGUUUGUGUCGAGUGGACGUUAAACCCCAUUUCUCUCUCUCUCUUUUUAAACUUUGUUUAGAUGCUCAUUAGGUGGAUGUCUUGGCUGUGUUUAAGUUAGAAGUUGAAAAAGUUCAUCAGGAUUUUCCGGCCUGGUUUUCCCUUUUCAGAGGUGCAGGACAGAGGACUGACAAGGACAGCUGUCUAGACAUUUGGGUGGGACAAAAAACUGAGGCCCUGUGUACCCAUUGGUGUGCAAGUAAAAGAUCCCUUGGCAGUUGGAAUUCGAUAUAAGAGUAGGCCGUAACGCCACUCUCAGGGCAAAAUUUCUCUCAUAGCACACUGUAUGGCAUAUGCUUGUCUUCAUUAUAUCCCAGUCGUAGCAGAACAGUAGGACCUUAAACCCAUUUCAUUUCAUUUUUACAUAUAAUCAUGAUUGGUUAUCCCAAGAACUUCAUUUUCCAAAAGUAAUGUUCUGUCUCCAAAUGUUCAGUGCAAUUAAUUAAUAUGUCUAAUCUACUUAUUUAAAGAUUGGAAUGGGGGACAUCACCCUCACUGUUGGCCUGUUUUCUACAUUGUUGUAAUCAAAUUAAUUAUUUUAAUAAACUGGUAAAUUAAAUA
Patella vulgata (common limpet) is the source of this 5369-nucleotide messenger RNA. RefSeq names its product medium-chain acyl-CoA ligase ACSF2, mitochondrial-like. Gene Ontology annotation, biological process: fatty acid metabolic process. The record is from RefSeq and is a predicted model, not a curated record. Gene Ontology annotation, molecular function: medium-chain fatty acid-CoA ligase activity. The transcript is spliced from 15 exons. Lineage: Eukaryota; Metazoa; Mollusca; Gastropoda; Patellidae. The coding region runs from base 106 to 1917 and encodes 603 amino acids.